UUUUGGAAGAAUAACAGUCUUGUUUUUUUUCUCCUCAGAACAAUGCCUUAUUACCAAACCUGGGAGGAGUUCGCCCGUGCAGCAGAAAAACUGUAUCUGACAGAUCCCAUGAAGGUUAGGGUGGUGCUCAAGUACAGACACUGCGACGGUAACCUGUGUAUUAAGGUGACCGACAAUGCCGUGUGUAUACAGUACAAGACAGACCAGGCCCAGGAUGUGAAGAAGGUCGAGAAGCUCCAUGGAAAACUGAUGAGACUGAUGGUGUCUAAGGAGACGCACAGUGGCGCCAUGGAGACAGACUAAAAUGCUCUAGAAACACUGACCUUCUAGUGCAGUGGGACUGAGUUCACUGGACACAGUGGUUGUUGAGAGCACAGUACUUUCGGAGUGCAAGGUGACGUCUGAGAGAUGGGGGUGAUGACAUUAAUCUGCCCACCCACACUGCUUGAAUACCAUCAGAGAUGUGAUCUGUGUACUGUAUAUAUCUUAUUCUCUCAGGAUUUUGUUUUUUAUUAUACUUUAAGUCAUUAACGAUUCCAUGAUCCUGCUUUCAAUGUCAGGCAUUUUGAUCACAUCUCAGAUGGUAUUAAUAUGAAGUAAGGUAGGCUGUUUGGGCAUAUUAGGAAAUGUAAAAAUGGGAAAAUGAGAUGGGUUGGGAGAUAUGGGACAAAAUGUACAAAAAGGACAGAUCCUCUGGUGCUGUAGAAGCAGCUUUGGCACCUUUGGUUUCUUUAGAGGUGUUUGCAUUUUUUGUCACUUUUGAAGAGGAUGUAAAGGAUGGGCACUGAAAGCCACCGUGUGUCUGUUCUAUUUACGUCUAUGUUGCUACGUUGGAUUCAAUUUCAGCACAGCUGUUUCAUUUUGUUUUUUCCCAUGGACCUGUACCACAUGAAUGAAGUAGGACCUUUUUGAUUUUCCAAUAACGGUGUGGACUCAUGCACCUCGAAAUGCCAUUUCAUAUAUUGAGAAUUAUAUGUGAUUAAAAAUGUUUAUUUACCCCAUGA
This is a messenger RNA of Monopterus albus (swamp eel), 1004 nucleotides long. It is a transcript of the gene srp9, whose product is annotated as signal recognition particle 9. The transcript is spliced from 3 exons. The record is from RefSeq and is a predicted model, not a curated record. Lineage: Eukaryota; Metazoa; Chordata; Actinopteri; Synbranchiformes; Synbranchidae. Gene Ontology annotation, molecular function: 7S RNA binding. Gene Ontology annotation, biological process: SRP-dependent cotranslational protein targeting to membrane; negative regulation of translational elongation. Gene Ontology annotation, cellular component: signal recognition particle, endoplasmic reticulum targeting. Bases 43 to 303 code for a protein of 86 amino acids.